Molecule: messenger RNA, 2085 nt
Organism: Gracilinanus agilis (Agile Gracile Mouse Opossum)
Lineage: Eukaryota; Metazoa; Chordata; Mammalia; Didelphimorphia; Didelphidae
Gene: HDX
Product: highly divergent homeobox
Exons: 9
Coding region: 1-2085 (694 amino acids)
Biological process (GO): regulation of transcription by RNA polymerase II
Molecular function (GO): RNA polymerase II cis-regulatory region sequence-specific DNA binding; DNA-binding transcription factor activity, RNA polymerase II-specific
Source: RefSeq, a predicted model, not a curated record
AUGAAUCUGCGUUCGGUAUUUACUGUAGAGCAACAAAGGAUUUUGCAGCGUUAUUAUGAAAAUGGGAUGACAAAUCAAAGUAAAAAUUGCUUUCAGCUCAUAUUACAGUGUGCGCAAGAAACUAAGCUGGACUUCAGUGUAGUCAGGACUUGGGUUGGCAACAAGAGAAGAAAAAUGAGCAGCAAGAAUGCCGAAUCUGGCUCCUCAACCCCAGGGACUAUACCUGGUACGCCCCAGGCAUCUCCAGACAUAGCUGUCAGAAACAUCGUCAGCGUCAAUGCUACUCGACCCCCAAGCCAGCAGUCUUCUUGGGCAACCUCUAAUAAUGAUGUCAUAGUGACUGGUAUCUAUAGCCCAGCUAGUUCAUCCAGUAGGCAAGGAUCCACCAAGCAGACAAAUGUUCAAAUGGCAGAAACUCAUAAAAUCCCCAUUCAGAGAGCCUUGGGGAAAAAUGAGCCUGAAUUUCAGCUGCAUGUUCCUGUGCAGAGGCAAAUGGCCCACUGUAAAAAUGCUUCGUUGCUCCUGGGUGAAAAAACGAUUAUUUUGUCAAGACAGACCAGCGUACUAAAUGCUGGAAACCCUGCGUAUAACCAGGCCAAGAAAAACUAUGGAGGUGCCUCAGUCCAAGCUGCUGAAAUGCCAUUACCUCAGAAGUCAACAGCAUGCCACCGACCUUGCAAAACAGAACCAGGAGGGGGUCAAAGGUCAUAUAAACCCGAGCAUUCAAGUCUCAUGCCACACAGCUCAUCGGGACAAAGGGGAAGUGCCAGAGACCCUUACUGUAGUGCCCAAAACCUAGAAAUCCGGGAAGUGUUUUCGUUGGCCGUUAGCGAUUAUCCACAAAAAAUGCUUGGAGGGAACACCUCACACAAGCCUAGCUCAGCUGAAGGGAAUUACCUGUCCAUUGCUAUGGAGACAGGUGAUGUUGAUGAUGAAUAUGCCAGAGAAGAAGAGUUGGCCUUGAUGGGAGCCCAAAUCCCAAACUACUCAAGGUUUUAUGAAGGCGGUUCCCUUCGAGCCGAGAACCAAAGUGCAACUUUGCCUGGACCAGGGAGAAAUAUGGCAAAUUCACAAUUAGUGAAUGCCAGAGACUUGCCUGACAAUGUACUCUAUCAUAGAGACUACCACUUGGCACCACGGACCUCAUUGCAUACACCAUCCAGUACACUGUAUAGCAGUGCUAAUCCAUCACGAAGUAAUUUUUCUCCACAUUUUGUAUCAUCAAACCAAUUGAGGCUAUCACAAAACCAAAAUAAUUACCAGAUUUCAGGAAACCUUACUGUGCCUUGGAUUACAGGGUGUUCUAGAAAAAGAGCACUCCAGGACCGCACCCAGUUCAGCGACCGAGAUUUAGCCACCCUCAAGAAAUACUGGGACAAUGGCAUGACAAGCUUGGGCUCUGUUUGCAGAGAGAAAAUUGAAGCAGUUGCUGCAGAAUUAAAUGUUGACUGUGAAAUAGUGCGGACUUGGAUUGGGAAUCGAAGAAGAAAAUAUCGUUUAAUGGGGAUUGAAGUUCCACCUCCCAGAGGCGGCCCUGCUGACUUCUCGGAGCAGCCUGAGUCGGGCCCUUUGUCUGCACUAGCAUCAGGAGAGGAAGCUGGGCCCGAGGUAGUGGAGGAUAACGACAGAAAUGAUGAAGUGUCCAUCUGUUUAUCUGAAGGAAGCUCUCAAGAAGAACCCAGUGAAGCAGUUCCAAAUGAAGCCAGUAGGCACAAGGAAGAAGACCCCAGCGCAGUGUCCACAGACAACGUGAAAAUAGAAAUAAUUGAUGAUGAAGAAAGUGAUAUGAUAAGUAAUUCAGAAGUGGAGCAAAUGAGUUCUCUCUUGGAUUAUAAGAACGAAGAAGUCAGAUUCAUGGAAAAUGAGUUAGAGAUUCAGAAACAAAAGUACUUUAAACUCCAGGCAUUUGUGAGAAGCUUGAUACUAGCCAUGAAAGCGGACGAUAAAGAACAACAGCAGGCCCUGCUGUCAGAUUUACCUCCUGAAUUAGAAGAGCUGGAUUUCCAUCACACCUCGCCGGAGCCUGAUGAUACCUCAUUCAGUCUGUCUUCUUUAUCAGAGAAAAAUGCCUCCGACAGUUUGUGA